CGCGAGCGGGGAGCGGAGCGAGCCGGGGCCAAGAUGGCGGCGCCGGGGCUGGGCCGGCCCUGAGGGGCCGUGAGGGGCCGGAGGGGCCCCCGGGCAUGGUGGGCUCGACCGGGCCGUAGGGGGGGCCCCGCCGCUCCCCCCGCGCCGCUCCGCGGGCCGCUGAGGCCGCCGGAGCCUCCCCGGGGCUCAACCGGGCGCUCCCCGGGGCCUUUCUGGGGAGAAUCGAGCCCUCACCGGGGCCGUUUGGGGGAGAACCAGGGCCUUCGCGGGAGUGGCUCUCGCUUCCAAUCCGGUUUUCCCGGGAUUUCAGCUCUUCCCGAGGGCAAAAAAACCAGGAUUAACGGCGCGGGAGGAGGAAUGGGAUGAAAUUUAAAGGAUUUCUUCACUCAAGUUUUUUUUUUUACUUUUUGAUUGAGGUUUUUUCACUCAAAAUUGCCUGAAUCUGUGUUAAAUCCGGGAACAAGGGAAUUAAAUCCUUCGGGAAUGGUGUCCCUGAAAACAGGACUGACUUAAGGGGAAUCCCGGACUCGGUUUUUCCUCGAUAAAUUAUUAAUUAGGAAAGAAAAAAGGGUAGGUGGUUUUUUGGGGGAGGGGAAGAAUCAAGAGGUUUCGGGCAAGUGGAACAGCCCAGGGACUGACUGAUCCCGGCCUCUGGAAUUCUGGCUUGAAAGUGGAACUUUAGGAGCCUCUGCAGGAGAUUUUUGUGGAGUUUAUUUAAGAAAACAAGGAGAAAAGGGGAUUGAAGCUUCCUUGGACUGAAGAUUCGUUGGAUUCCUUCUCUGACCUGGGAUCGAGGGACGGCUGGAAUUGCUCUGGGGUGAGGCUCCCAUGGCGGGCCGGAAGCGCGCGGGGCCGUCGGCGUGGCCAGAGGAGCGUGGGGAGCGGGAGCAGGGGCUGUACAGCCUGCACCGCAUGUUCGACAUCGUGGGCGCCCACCUGACGCACCGCGACGUGCGCGUGCUCUCCUUCCUCUUCGUCGACGUGCUGGACGAGGCCGAGCGCGGCCGCAUCCGCAGUGGCCGUGACUUCCUGCUGGCGCUGGAGCGGCAGGGCCGCUGUGACGAGAGCAACCUGCGGCAGCUGCUGCAGCUGCUGCGCAUCAUCACCCGCCACGACCUGCUGCCCUACGUCACGCUCAAGAGGCGGCGCGCCGUGUGCCCAGACCUGGUGGACAAGUACCUGGAGGAGACGUCCAUCCGCUACGUGACCCCCCGUGCCCCCGGGGAGACCCCACCUGGGCUUGGGCACCCCCCCAAAUCAGUGCCUGCCCCCCACCCUUCGCUGUGCUGCCCCCCGGGGGGGCCCCAGCUGGGCCCGAAGCGCCCGGGCCGGGCCCGGAGCCUCCUCGGGAACCAGCGGAAAAGGAGGAAGUCGGUGACCCCGGAUCCCAAGGAAAAACAGACCUGUGAUAUCCGCCUGCGGGUGCGAGCCGAGUACUGCCAGCAUGACUCCGCCCUGCAGGGCAACGUCUUCUCCAACAAGCAGGAGCCCCUGGAGCGGCAGUUCGAGCGCUUCAACCAGGCCAACACCAUCCUGAAAUCCCGGGAUCUGGGCUCCAUCAUCUGCGACAUCAAGUUCUCAGAGCUCACCUACCUGGACGCCUUCUGGCGGGAUUACAUCAACGGCUCCCUGCUGGAGGCUCUCAAGGGCGUCUUCAUCACGGACUCACUCAAACAGGCCGUGGGCCACGAGGCCAUCAAGCUGCUGGUCAACGUGGAUGAGGAGGAUUAUGAGGUGGGACGCCAGAAACUCCUGAGGAACUUGAUGCUCCAAACGGCUCCCUGAGAGGAGGGGGGUUUCCUGCCUUUUUUUUUUUUUUCCCUCUGCCUUUUCCCUCCCCCUUUUUUUUCUCCUUUUUCCCCUGUUUUCCCUUUUUUUCCCCCUUUUUUUUCUCCCCUUUUCCCACUUCUUUUGUUUUCCCACCUUUUUUUCUUCUUCCCCCCGUUUUUUUCCUCUUUUUCCCCUACCUUUUAUUUUCCCAGCUUUUCUCUGCCUUUUUCUCCCGCCUUCCCCCCCCCUCCAUUUUCUCCCUCAGAGUUUCGUUCCAUGGAUUUUUCCUUCUCCUCUUUUUCUUCUUCUUGUUCUUCUUGUUCAGGUUUUUUUUGGGUUGUUUUCCAAGAGGAGGUGAAAACCCCUCCCGGUGGGAUCUGGGGUUUGGAGGUGUGGGGGAGCGCUGGAAUAUUCUGGAAUUCCGCACUUUUUGCCCUGUCUGUUCCUCCUCCUUGUGUUUUCCAUGUUUCCUCCCCCCUCACCCUGUUUUCUUUUGUAUCCAUUAAAAACUGCAAAAAAAAGGCAAAAAUCCCCUUGGUUCGCCUGAGGGACACAGUGGGAUUUGGGGGUUGGAACUGCAGGGAGCACUGGAAUAUUAGAAUAUUCCACAACUCCUCACUUUUCCUGUGUCAGCUCCUGCCUCUUCUUGUGUUUUCCAUGUUUUUCCACGUUUUCUUUUGUAUCCAUUAAAAACAAACAAAGAAAAAAGGUAAAAAUCCCAUUGGUUCACCUGAGGGACACAGUGGGAUUUGAGGGUUGGAGGUGUGGGGGCGCUGGAAUAUUCUGGAAUUCCGCACUUUUUGCCCUGUCAGUUCCUCCUCCUCCUUGUGUUUUCCAUGUUUUUUCCCCCAAUUUUCUUUUGUAUCCAUUAAAAACAACAAAAAUAGGCAAAAAUCCUGUUGCUGCGACAUGGUGGGAUUUGGGGGUUGGAGCUGCAGGGAGCACUGGAAUAUUGGAAUAUUCUGGAAUUCCUCACUUUUGCCCUGUUGGUUCCUCCCUCUCUUUGUGUUUUCCAUGGUUUUCCCCCUGUUUUCUUUUAUAUGCAUUAAAACCAACAACAACAAAAAAGGCAAAAA
Myiozetetes cayanensis is the source of this 2846-nucleotide messenger RNA. RefSeq names its product death effector domain containing (gene DEDD). NCBI's taxonomy places the organism in Eukaryota, Metazoa, Chordata, Aves, Passeriformes, Tyrannidae. Gene Ontology annotation, molecular function: protein binding; DNA binding. Gene Ontology annotation, biological process: apoptotic process; regulation of apoptotic process; extrinsic apoptotic signaling pathway via death domain receptors. Gene Ontology annotation, cellular component: nucleolus. The coding region runs from base 829 to 1785 and encodes 318 amino acids. The transcript is spliced from 6 exons. The record is from RefSeq and is a predicted model, not a curated record.